AUAUAAACCUCUUCAUUUCUCUCUCAGCUUUGUUCUCAUCAUCACUUCAAACACAACUCAACUCAUCACUUAUACAAUGUAUCGUCAAAACCACCCCGGUCCUCUCUCCCUACCCACAACCUGGAGUCCUCCCACCAACGACAUGAUGCCCAACAAAUCCCCUACCACCGAUACAAACCAGCGAAGCCGACAAGCAAGCACAUGCUCCGAACGCAGCUGCGAAGGCAUGACGCUCGACGAAACAAGAGAGCUGUGGAGAUGCAUGCUCGAACUGCAGCUUCGCUACGGAUGUUAUAACUCCACCAGGAUAGACAUGGCUGUUGAUGCUGGAGAAGAUGGUCUCGACUUGAUGCCAAACCGCUUUAUUAUCGAUACUCUCAAUGAGUCUGUCAUUGACCUUCCCGAUGAAGGCCGCGAACUGCUUAACCGCUAUUUAUGUCCUUCGUCACCAAACAAUAAGCAAAAGUGGAAAUUCUGGAAGAAGGAAUAGUGUUUUUACUUGUUAAUUUUCUUUUUAUGGCGUUGGGAAAGCGGGUUGGAAAAUGGCAUUUAGCAUCUAUACCCACGAUAUCAGAAUGGCACUGAUUUAUUAAAUAACAAACAUAAUUACACACAUACUCACUCACUAAUUCUACUCUCAAAAUCCUUCUCCCCAAUAAACCCAGCCUGAAUCUUCAUACUCUCCAAAACCCUCUCUCUAACAUCCUCAUGCUCAAUAUCCAUCCCCAUAAACCCCCCAUACGUAGCAUUAAAUUCCACAUCCUUCAACGCCCGCCACAUCCUCGCCAUCUCAUCAACACCAAGCGGAAUAAAAUUCGGAAUACUCCAGAGGAAAGAAAACGAGUUCAAGCCCGGAGGUCGAGACGGACGCUCUGCUCCUGUUGCAUCAAUGUCCCAAUUUCCUACGCCUGACGCUGUGGUCAUGAGUGUGUCGGCGAUGAAGAGACGGGAGUUGUAGUGUAGGACUAAAGAUCCGGGGAAGUGUCCGCCUAGCUUGAUAGCCGUGGCGCCGGUGUCGAGGAUAGGCGUCGAAGACUCGGUGAGAAGCACCUGGUGAGUAGAAGAGAGUGUAGUCCAGGGUUUGUCUUCAGAUGAGAUAUACACAGGACAACCAAACGCCCUCGCCCACUGAACAUGCGCACUAUAAAAGUGCGGAUGACUUAUAACAAUCGCCCUCAAACCUCCUCUCUCUUUAAUUCUCUGUACAGUCUCUUCAUCCAGCAAAGUAAUACAAUCCCAGAGAAUAUUCCCCUUAGGGGUUUUGAUAAGAAUAGCGCGCUGGCCGAUAGCUAGCUUGGGAGUGGAGUGGAUAAAGGUGACGUUCGGAUCCGACGGACACUGUACCCAUUCGUUCUUGAAGUGCUUCUUCAAUUCGCCCAGGGUGGAAAAGGAUUGGCCAGAGGGAGGGACGAAUUGGCGAGGAUCGUCGCAGAUGUGACAUGUUUUGAGGGCGGAGCGAUCAGCGGUAGGGAAUUGAGUGCCGCAGGUGUCGCAGACGAGCCAUGAGUCUGCCGUGAGAGGGUCGUAUUGCUCUGUGGUGAAUGACAUGAUGAGAGAAGACUAGCUUGCGAGUUGAUCGUGGAUGAAUUGG
Messenger RNA from Fusarium graminearum PH-1, 1591 nucleotides. RefSeq lists its product as uncharacterized. NCBI's taxonomy places the organism in Eukaryota, Fungi, Ascomycota, Sordariomycetes, Hypocreales, Nectriaceae. The record is from RefSeq and is a predicted model, not a curated record. The transcript has 2 exons. The coding region runs from base 77 to 490 and encodes 137 amino acids.